Molecule: messenger RNA, 3810 nt
Organism: Plasmodium gaboni
Lineage: Eukaryota; Apicomplexa; Aconoidasida; Haemosporida; Plasmodiidae
Product: liver stage antigen 3
Exons: 2
Coding region: 1-3810 (1269 amino acids)
Source: RefSeq, a predicted model, not a curated record
AUGACAAAUAGUAAUUAUAAAUCAAAUAAUAAAACAUAUAAUGAAAAUAAUAAUGAACAAAAAACUACCAUAUUUAAUAGAACAAAUAUGAAUCGGAUAAAAAAAUGUCAUAUGAGAGAAAAAAUAAAUAAGUACUUUUUUUUGAUCAAAAUUUUGACAUGUACCAUUUUAAUAUGGGCUCUACAAUAUGCUAAUAACUGUGAUAUAAACAAAACUUGGAAAAAAGAUUCUUAUGUUUAUAAGAAAUUGAAUACAGUAUUUAACAGAAGUUUAGGAGAACCUCAGGUAAAUGGUGAACUAGCUAGUGAAGAAGUAAAGGAAAAAAUUCUUGACUUAUUAGAAGAAGGAAAUACAUUAAAUGAAAGUGUAGAUGAUAAUAGUAAUUUAGAAGAAGCAGAACAUAUAAAAGAAAAUAUUUUAUUAAGUAAUAUAGAAGAAUCAAAAGAAAAUAUUGUUGACAGUUUAUUCAAUAAUAUUGAACAAAAUUCAGAACAACAAGAAAGUGUGUCAGAAAAUGAACAAGUCAAUGAUGAUAUUUUUAAUGCCUUAUUUAAUAGUGCAGAUGUUAAUGGAGAAGUAGAAGAAAAAAUUUUAGAGGAAAGUCAAGUUAAUGACGAUAUUUUUAAUAAUUUAGUAAAAAGUAUCCAACAAGAACAACAACAGAGCGUUUCUGAAAGUGUAAUAGAAAGUGUAGAAGAAAAAGUCGCAGAAAGUGUUGAAGAAACUGUAACUGAAAGUGUUGAAGAAGCUGUAACUGAAAGUGUUGAAGAAACUGUAGCUGAAGAUAUUGUAGAAACAGUAGCUGAAAGUGUUGAAGAAACUGUAGCUGAAAAAGUUGAAGAAACUGUAGCUGAAAAAGUUGAAGAAACUGUAGUUGAAAAAGUUGAAGAAACUGUAGUUGAAGAUAUUACAUCAAAUUUAUCAGAUCAUAUUUUAAGCAAUUUGUUAGGUGUUAUGGAAAAUCAAGAAGCAAAGGACAGUAUAUUAAAUGAUAUAGAAGAAGUAAAAGAAAAUGUAGUUUCCACAAUACUAGAUAAGGUAGAAGAAACUACAACUGACAAUUCAACUACUUUUAGUAACAUAUUAGAGCAUAUACAAGAAAGCACUAUUUCUACUGAUAAUAUAGAGGAAAAAUUAGAAGAACUGCACGAAAAUGUAUUAAGUGCCGCUUUAGAAAGUGCCCAAAGUGAAGAGGAAAAGAAAGAAGUAAUAGAUGUAAUUGAAGAAAUAAAAGAAGAAGUAGCUUCCAUGUUAUUAGAAACUGUGGAACAAACAACAGAAGAAAUCUCAAGUACAAUUACAGAAAUAGUUGAAAAUAUAGAAGAAAAUGCAAUAUCAAGUAAUGAAAAUAUUGUAGAGAAUUUAGAGAAAUUAAACGAAACUGUAUUUACUACUGUAUUAGAUAAAAUAGAGGAAACAACAGAAAUUAGCGGAGAAAGUUUAGAAAUUAAAGGAAUGGAUGGAACAUUUUUAACUGAAAUGUUAGAUAAUGUAAAAGGAAUUCAAGAAAAUAUACUAACUACUAUGUUUCAAAGUAUAGAAACGAGUACAGUAAUUCAUUCAGAAGAAAAGGUUGAUUUAAAUGAAGAUAUGGUUAGCACCAUCUUAGAUAAUAUAGAAAUUAUGAAAGAUGAUUUAUUAAAUAAAUUUGAAAAUAUUUCAAGUACUGAAAGUGUUAAUGAAAUUGCAACUCCACCUGUAGAACAAAAUACAUAUAUGGAUGUUGAUAUUCCUGCUAUGAAAGAUCAAUUUUUAGGAAUAUUAAAUGAGGGAGAAGCAUUGAAAGAAAUGUUUUUUAAUUUGGAAGAUGUAUUUAAAAGUGAAAGUAAUGUAAUUACUGUAGAAGAAAUUAAAGAAGAACCCCUUCAAAAAGAGGUAGAAAAAGAAACUGCUAGUAUUAUUGAAGAAGUGAAAGAAAAUAUUGUUGAUGUAUUAGAUGAACAAAAAGAAGAUUUAACAGACAAGAUGAUAGAUGCAGUAGAAGAAGCCAUAGAAAUAUCCUCAGACGUUAAAGAAGAAAUUGAAUCAAUUCAAGAUAAAGAAAAAGAUGCUUUACCAGUUGUUGAAGAAGUUAAAGAACAUGAUAUAGAAGAAAGUGUUGAAAAAGUUAUAGAAUUAAAAAACAUUGAAGAGGAGUUAAUGAAAGAUGCUGUUGAAAUAAAUAAAAUUACAAGCAAAAUUGUUGAAGAAACUGAAGAGUUAAAUGAAGUUGAAGCAGAUUUAUUAAAAGAUAUGGAAAAAUUGAAAGAAUUAGAAAAAGCUUUAUCAGAAGAUACGAAAGAAAUAGUCGAUGCAAAAGAUGAUACAUUAGAAAAAGUUAUUGAAGAGGAACAUGAUGUAACAACCACAUUAGAUGAGGUUGUGGAAUUAAAAGAUGUAGAAGAAGACAAAAUCGAAAAAGUAUCUGAAUUAAAAGAUCUUCAAGAAGAUAUAUUAAAAGAAGUAAAAGAAAUCAAAGAACUUGAAAGUGAAAUUAUAGAAGAUUUUAAAGAAUUAAAAACCAUUGAAGCAGAUAUUUUAGAAGAGAAAAAAGAAUUAGAAAAAGAUCAUUUCAAAAAGUUUGAAGAAGAAGCUGUAGAAAUAAAAGAUCUUGAAUCAGAUAUAUUAAAAGAAGUAUCUUCAUUAGAAGUUGAAGAAGAAAAAAAAUUAGCAGAAGUACAAGAAAUUAAAGGAGAGAUAGAAGAUAUAAUAAGUGGUGAUGCUCAUAUAGAAGGUUUGGAAAAAGGUGAUUUAGAAGAAGUAGAUGAUUUAAAAGGAAGUAUUUUAGACAUCUUAAAGGAAGAUAUGGGAUUAGGAGAUAUGGAUAAAGAAAGUUUAGAAGAUGUAACAGCAAAACUUGGAGAAAGAGUUGAAUCCUUAAAAGAUGUUUUAACUAGUGCAUUGACCACGGGUGAAGAACAAAUGAAAGCAAGAAAAAGAGCUCAAAGACCUAAAUUAGAAGAAGUAUUAUUAAGAGAAGAAGUUAUAGAAGAACCAAAGGCUAAAGAACCUGCGAAAAAAAUAACAAAAAAGAAAGUAAGAUUUGAUAUUAAAGAUGAGGAACCAGAAGAUGAACCUCUAGAAGUUGAAGAUUUAGAUGAAGUUUUACAUGAAGAUAUGGAUGAAGAUAAAGAUGAAGAUAAAGAUGAAGAUGAAGAUGAAGAUGAAGAUGAAGAUAAAGAUGAAGAUGAAGAUAAAGAUGUAGAUAAAGAUGAAGAUAAAGAUGUAGUAGUCGAAAAAGAGAAACACAUUGAACAAGUUAAAAAGAAAAAGAAAAAGUUAGAAAAAAAAGUAGAAAAAAGUGUUAGUGGUUUUAAAAAACAUGUGGAUGAAGUAAUGAAAUAUGUUCAUAAAAUUGAUAAAGAAAUAGAUAAAGAAGUAUCUAAAGCUUUAGAACCAAAAAGUGAUGUUUCUAAUGUAUUACAACAAAAUCAAGAUUUUUUUAGUAAAGCUAAAAACUUCAUAAAAAAAUAUAAAGUAUUUACCGCACCGUUCAUAUCUGCAAUUGCUGCAUUUGCAUCUUAUGUAGUUGGGUUCUUUACAUUAUCUGUAUUUUCAUCAUGUGUAACAAUCGCUUAUUCAACUUACUUAUUGUCAAAAGUUGAUAAAACCAUAAAUAAAAAUAAACAGAGACCAUUUUAUUCAUUCGUAUUUGAUAUCUUUAAGAAUUUAAAACAUUAUUUACAACAAAUGAAAGAAAAAUUUAGUAAAGGAAAAACUGAUAAUGAAGGACAAGUAUCAAACAAAUCUGAUAAAACCGUUAUUGUACCGGUAACAACUAAAGUUGAUAAAAAAAAUAAAGUACCCAAAAGAAGAAAAACCCAAAAAUAA